Aspergillus clavatus NRRL 1 is the source of this 891-nucleotide messenger RNA. RefSeq names its product putative pre-RNA splicing factor Srp2. Bases 1 to 891 code for a protein of 296 amino acids. The transcript has 6 exons. Gene Ontology annotation, molecular function: mRNA binding. The record is from RefSeq and is a predicted model, not a curated record. NCBI's taxonomy places the organism in Eukaryota, Fungi, Ascomycota, Eurotiomycetes, Eurotiales, Aspergillaceae. Gene Ontology annotation, cellular component: ribonucleoprotein complex; nucleus; cytoplasm.
AUGACGGAGGUUUCGUCCACUCGUCUUUAUCUCGGGAAUCUUCCCCGCAACGUGACCAAACAGGACAUCGAGGAACAUUUUAGCAGCCAUGGCUCUGGCAAGAUCACAGAGAUUAAGCUGAUGAAUGGAUUCGGGUUCAUCGAGUAUGAGGAUGCUAUGGAUGCCAGAGAUGUUGUUCCAGACGGUAGUGAUUUCAAAGGCGAGCGACUUACAGUGCAGUUCGCGCGCGGACCACGUCGCAAGGAGAACUUUCCUGGUCCAAUGGAUCGUCCCAAUAUGCCUCGUCCUCGCCGUACAGUCUUUCGCAUGUUAAUUUCUGGCCUUCCGGAAACCAGCUGGCAGGACCUGAAAGAUUUCGCCCGUCAAUCUGGCCUUGACGUUGUAUAUUCGGAAACCGGUCGCGAACCUGGGAGAGGAUUCGUUGAGUUCGAGACUGCGGCGGACUUGAAAACAGCCGUUGACAAACUCGAUGGACGAGACUUUAAGGGCUCCCGAGUGAGCUGUAUCGCCGAUAUCCAGUCACACGACGAUCGUGCUCUCCGUGAUCCAUACCGGUCGCGUUCACCCCGUCGCAGCUACCCUCCCAUGGAAGAGUACGACAGGAGAUUCCCCGCCCCUCGCGGUUACAGCCCCCGCCAUUACCGGGAACGCUCGCCUGUACCAGUGCGCCGGGAAUACUAUGAGCGUGAUGGUUACGGCCGUCGUUCCCCUCCCCGGCCUCGGAUGGAAGACUAUCCUCCACGGCGUCCGUACGAUGAUCCUUAUGAAGCGCGACCACCUCCACCUCCUCGUCACUACGAUGACCCAUAUAUGGCCCCUAGACCAUACGGACGCCCUCGGAGCCCACCUAGGGGGGAAUAUCCCCCGUAUGAUCGCCGCGGAUACUGGUAG